CGCACGCUCGCGGGGCGGAUCUGAAAAUGUCUGUUACUUUGCACACAAAUCUCGGCGACAUCAAGUGCGAGAUUUUUUGUGAUGAAGUCCCGAAAUCUGCCGAGAACUUUUUGGCACUAUGUGCUAGUGGCUACUAUGAUGGAACCAUAUUCCACCGAAACAUCAAAGGUUUUAUGAUACAAGGUGGAGAUCCAACAGGCACGGGAAAAGGAGGAACCAGCAUAUGGGGCAAAAAGUUCAAUGACGAGAUAAGAGAGUCGCUCAAGCACAAUGCAAGAGGGAUAUUAUCAAUGGCUAAUAGUGGAGCAAAUACGAAUGGAAGCCAAUUUUUUAUAACUUACGCAAAGCAGCCACAUCUGAAUGGAUUAUACACUGUGUUCGGCAGAGUGAUUCAUGGGUUUGAAGUACUUGAUAUCAUGGAAAAGACACAAACUGGGUCGGGAGAUCGUCCUCUCGCCGAGAUCAGGCUCAAUCGGGUAACGAUACAUGCUAAUCCUCUUGCAGGUUAACCUUCAAUUAGCAGUAGCUAGCUAAAAUCAACAUUCGAUGAAAGUCUCAUUAUGCAAAGCUCUGCUAAUCUGAGAGGUUCAAAAUACAGAAUUAGAAGUAAACCUUACAAAACUAACAGAGAACGGGCUUGCAGAGGUACUUUUGAAUUUGCAAAUAUUGUUAACUUUAUGUAUAUUUAUUUAAGGUUAAAUUAUGAAUUCGGUCUCAGAAACCUAAAAUUUAGUCUAUUUAAGGUUAACUUUUGUGCAUCGAUUUUAGAUAUAUGUAAAUAUCUGAGCUUUCAUUUUCUUGUUACCGGUGAAUGAUUAAUACUGUGUAAUAUAUAAGAUAUUGAUGCAUAUGAAACUAGGAAGUUGUUCCACAGCCCAACCUCUCCGCCCGUAAAUAUUUUCUCUUUAGG
Messenger RNA from Cucurbita moschata (crookneck pumpkin), 910 nucleotides. RefSeq names its product peptidyl-prolyl cis-trans isomerase CYP18-1. The record is from RefSeq and is a predicted model, not a curated record. Lineage: Eukaryota; Viridiplantae; Streptophyta; Magnoliopsida; Cucurbitales; Cucurbitaceae. Bases 27 to 509 code for a protein of 160 amino acids. Gene Ontology annotation, biological process: protein folding; protein peptidyl-prolyl isomerization. Gene Ontology annotation, cellular component: catalytic step 2 spliceosome. The transcript is spliced from 5 exons. Gene Ontology annotation, molecular function: peptidyl-prolyl cis-trans isomerase activity.